AGUGCGAGGCCUUGAGAAGAAUUCGACACCGUAAUCUCGUAAAGGUACUCACGGCAUGUUCUGGGUUUGAUUUUAAUGGAAAUAACUUCAAGGCACUUGUCUAUGAAUUCAUGUCGAACGGGAGCUUGGAUGAAUGGUUGCACCCAACUGCAUCGCAAUUUACAGAGAGAAGCAAGUUGAGCCUACUUGAGAGAGUGAAUAUUGCCAUCGAUAUUGCUUGUGCACUAGAUUAUCUCCAUCAUCACUGUGAAAUGUCGAUAGUCCAUUGUGAUAUAAAGCCAAGCAAUGUCCUUCUUGAUGAUGAGAAGAUUGGACACGUAGGCGAUUUCGGACUUUCCAGGUUCAUCCCAGAAGCAAUGAAUAAGUUACUAGCCAAUCAAUCAAGCUCUAUCAGACUGAAAGGAUCUUUUGGCUAUGUAGCUCCAGAGUACGGCGUAGGAAGUGCGGUAUCCACACAUGGAGAUGUGUACAGCUUUGGAGUCCUUAUUUUGGAGAUGUUCACAGGCAAGAGGCCGACUGAUGACAUGUUUGAAGAUGGGCUGGACCUUCAUGGCUUUGCAAAGGCAGCUCUGGCAGACCGAGUGGGGAAGGCAAUCGAUCCAGUUCUGCUUCAGGAAAUUGACGUGUCAGAGAAGAGACAAACUGUUGCUCCGAAGGGCAAGAACAAAAGCUGGUGUAGUAUUCAGGAGUGUUUGGCUUCGAUCGUCGAAAUAGGAGUCACUUCCUCUUCUGAGUCUCCCAGGGAACGAAUGGACAUCGGCGAUGCAUUGACUAAACUCCAAGGAGUCAGGAAGAAACUUCUUGAGUUCCUUGUCAUUGCCUAUCAUGUGGUCUUCAUGGCCAUUGCUUUGUCUGGAAUUGGAUAUGGAAUUUUACCAUUCACAGACGAUUUGAAUCUGGAAAUAGAAAACCACAAGUUAUUCUCGUGCUUAACUACUGUCAUUCUUCUGUUAUGGAGUGUCCUAGCUUCAGCAGAAAUGGGCAAGGACGAGACCGAUUGGCUCGCUUUGCUGGAAUUCAAGGCUCAAAUAGCCGAUCCUGGCGGUGUCUUGAGCUCGUGGAAUGAUACUAGCCACUUCUGCAAAUGGUACGGUGUCACAUGCGGUCGUAGACACCGAAGAGUCACCGUAUUGAACCUCCAGUCCAAGCAACUCUCUGGAGUCUUGACACCCCACAUUGGUAACCUGAGCUUUUUGACGGAAGUCUAUCUGCAGAACAAUAGUUUCUAUUCCGAAAUUCCCCCGCAUUUCGGCCGCUUGUUUCGGUUGCAGAAGUUGUUCCUUAAUAACAACUCGUUCAACGGACAAAUCCCUUCAAAUCUCUCCCAUUGCUCUAAUUUGCUUGUUCUUAACAUAGGCUUCAACAUGCUGGAAGAAAAAUUGCCUACACAACUCGGCUCCUCGUCCAAGCUCCAACGACUCAUACUUGGUGUCAACAGCUUGACGGGAAACAUUCCGCCGUCCUUUGGAAACUUAUCCUCUCUUCGAGCCUUCAUACCAGCGGAAAAUAACCUUGGCGGUACAAUCCCAGAGACUCUCGGCUGGUUGAGAAAUCUAAACAUCCUUGCUCUUGGCGGGAAUAAAUUUGUCGGUACGAUUCCUAUCUCCAUUUUCAAUAUAUCCACUUUGACGAUCCUUGAUGUGACUGAAAACCAAUUAGAAGGGAGCUUACCCAACGACUUAGGCUUCACUCUUCCGAAUCUCAACGAAAUUGGUUUGAGUGACAACCACCUCACUGGAGCCAUUCCUCGGUCAAUAACCAACGUCACAAAUCUCGGGGUAAUCGGAAUCGGGUUGAACAACUUUAACGGAAAAUUUCCUUCUUUUCCAAAGAUGAGAGGACUCAAUUGGCUUAACAUCGGCGGUAACAACCUAGGAUGUUGGCGAUGUUCUGAUUUGGACUUUCUCUGCUCUUUAACCAAUUCCACAAACUUGACAAUGUUGGGAAUAGCUGACAACGCUUUUGGAGGACCGAUACCCGACUGUGUUGGUAACCUCUCUAUCACCCUUUCCGUUAUUGGGUUAGGUGAUAAUCACAUUUUUGGAACCUUACCUUAUGGAAUCGGAAAUCUCAUCAAUUUGGAGUUCCUGGGCAUGGGGGGCAACAACAUCUCGGGAAACAUUCCUUCUAAGAUUGGAAAUCUAAGCAAAAUGAAGUUUAUGGAUCUCGGCCGAAAUAAUUUUUCGGGGCAAAUACCAGAAUCUAUCGGGAAUUUAAGGAUGUUAAUCGAAUUGUACUUGGAUGGCAAUAAUCUUGGGGGCUCGAUACCAUCGUUUUUAGGAAAUUGCCAGAAUCUACUUCUCUUAGACCUUUCGAACAACGACCUCAGCGGAGUGGCCUGCAUGCUCUCUUUGUUAUACUUCUUCCGACAUGGACACAAUAAGAAAACAUCAGCUUUAAGCUCUUUUGAAGACGGGCUUUUGCAUGUUUCUUAUCACAGUGUACUCAAAGCGACAGCUGGAUUCUCGUCCACCAAUCUACUCGGCAUGGGCAGCUUUGGGUCUGUGUAUAGAGGGUUUCUUGGUCAGACUCAGUCGAUCGUUGCCAUUAAGAUUCUCGACCUUACACGUCAAGGAGCUUCCAAAAGCUUCAUAGCCGAGUGUGGAGCGUUGAGAAGAAUCCGACACCAUAAUCUCGUGAAGGUACUCACGGUAUGUUCUGGGUUUGAUUUUAAUGGAAAUGAUUUCAAGGCACUAGUCUAUGAGUUCAUGUCGAAUGGGAGCUUGGAUGAAUGGUUGCACCCAACUGCAUCACAAUGUAUAGCAAGAAGCAAGUUGAGUCUACUUGAGAGAGUGAAUAUUGCAAUUGAUGUUGCUUGUGCACUAGAUUAUCUCCAUCAUCACUGUGAAAUGCUGAUAGUUCAUUGUGAUCUAAAGCCAAGCAAUGUCCUUCUAGACGAUGAAAAGACUGGACAUGUAGGCGAUUUUGGGCUUGCUAGGUUCUUCCCAAAAGCAACACAUAAGUUACUAGCUGAUCAAUCAAGCUCUAUUGGAGUAAAAGGAUCUUUUGGCUAUUUAGCUCCAGAAUAUAGCGGGGGAAGUGCAAUAUCCACAAAAGGAGAUGUGUACAGCUUCGGAGUCCUCAUUUUGGAGAUGUUCACAGGCAAGAGGCCGACCGAUGACAUGUUUGAGAGUGGGCUGAACCUACAUUGCUUCGCAAAAGCAGCUUUGGAAGACCAAGUGGAGAAGGCAAUAGAUCUCGUUCUACUUCAGGAAAUCGAGGUGCUGGUCAAGAGACAAACAGUCACUCUGGAGGGGAAUAACAAAUGCUUGUGUAGUAUUCAGGAGUGUUUGGUUUCGAUCAUCGAAAUAGGAGUCACUUCCUCUUUCGAGUCUCCGAGGGCACGAAUGGACAUCAGCGAUGCAUUGACUAAACUCCAAGGAAUCAGGAAGAAACUUCUUGAGUUCAUUGUCAUUGCCUAG
Messenger RNA from Rhodamnia argentea, 3422 nucleotides. Its product is annotated as probable LRR receptor-like serine/threonine-protein kinase At3g47570. The record is from RefSeq and is a predicted model, not a curated record. Gene Ontology annotation, molecular function: protein binding; protein kinase activity; ATP binding. NCBI's taxonomy places the organism in Eukaryota, Viridiplantae, Streptophyta, Magnoliopsida, Myrtales, Myrtaceae. Bases 111 to 3422 code for a protein of 1103 amino acids. The transcript has 6 exons. Gene Ontology annotation, biological process: protein phosphorylation.